AUGCCUCCCACUCAGGCAGAAAGUGUUAUAAAGAAUAUCAUUCGAGAAAUAGGACAAGAAUGUGCAACCCGUGGAGAGGUGACCUCUGAAACUCUGAUUGCUUUUAUGGUGAAAGCUGUCGUCCUGGAUCCCAGUAAUGGCUUUAACAUGGAUAGACUCCUCUUGAAAAGUGACGUGGAGAAACUUGUUAAGAUUUGCGUGCAUCGUCUAAUGGACAGUAGAAAUCCAUCCCUGGACACCAUUAAGAUGCAAGUCUACUUUGAUAUGAAUUAUACACAUCGAGAGGAGUUUAUUGAAGAACAUCACCGGAUCGUGGAGUCUAAAUUAGGCUUAAUCAGCAGAGAAAUUACAGAUAACAGAGCGUGUUCCCGAGAAGAACUGGAAAGCCUCUACCGAAAGAUUGUCAGCUACGUAUUACUGCGCUCUGGGGUCGGAUCCCCUACAGAUCUCAAGAUUGUCAGAGAGGCAACAGCUGCCCUGCAGAGUAUUUUUCCUCAGGCUGAACUUGGGACAUUUCUAAGACUCUCUAGGAAGGAAAAAGAACGCCAGCUGAAAGAACUCGCCAUGAUUGUUACUGGAAUCCGUUUAUUUAACCGAGAGACCGGAAAGGGAGGAGAAGGCAUUGAAUACUUACCAGCUAUUCUACAGGAAGCAAUCCCAGCCACCACUGAACAUAUUGACUCCCAACUACGGAUUGCUCAAGAACAGGCAUACCGCUAUACAGCCAUCCUUGAGAAAGUGACAAAGAACCCGCUCCUGGUUGCAGACAUGCAGCCACAUAUGUUAAAAGAAGUACUCUAUAAUGUGCGACAGUAUGAGAUCUUCCUUCAGACCAUUUUGUCAGAAAUAAUUAGUUGUGCUCAAGAAGUGGAAAUGCUGACAAAGCAGUUAGGAGCCCUGCUUGAACAAUUAACAAUGACCGUAAAGUCCAAGACGGCUGUCCCAACGUCACAAGUCUUUCCCAUCUUCAUUGCACUUUCCAAUGUGUGGACUAGCUUUCAGGAUGAAACUGUUUUGAUUGGAAUCCUCACUAACUUAACUGCUAACCUUGAGCGCUUUCUGGGCACUCAUGACUUGCUGUUUCCUGAAAAAAUAAUGCAAGAGCUUCUUGAUGGAGUAGUUGUGAAAACUGAUUUGUUUCGACUGAAAGAACACCUGGAAGAAAGAGUACAUCCAAUGGAUUUCAAAAGACAACAAUGGCUUUUCCCAGAAACAACAGCAAAUUUUGCUAAGCUGCUAAUUCAGUACCGGGGAUUCUGUGCUUAUACACUGGCGACAACAGAUGGUCUUCUCCUUCCAGGAAAUCAAGCAAUUGGAAUUUUCAAAUAUAAAGAAAAAUAUUACACUUUCAAUACCAGUGAUGCGGCAUAUGCAUUUGCAGAAAACCCUGACAAGUACAUUAAUUUAAUUACAGAAAAGGCCAAAAAGCAUGCAGAAUUAAUUCAGCUGCUGGAACUUCACCAACAAUUUGAAAACCUCAUUCCAUGUUCUGAGUUCAAAGAUACUGUCAAACGUCUUAUAAGACCAAUUACUAAGAGUGAAACCAGCACACAGACGGAUACACACAUAUUACCACCCACAAUUGUGAGAUCAUAUGAGUGGAAUGAAUGGGAAUUAAGAAGAAAAGCUAUAAAAUUGGCUAAUUUGCGGCGGAAUGUUACUCACUCAGUACAAACCGAUCUCAGUCACAUGAGGAGAGAAAAUUGUUCGCAGGUGUAUCCUGUAAAGCACGCGGGCACGCAGACCAAGAGGGAGGGCAACACUGCCGUGCCCAGGCCUCAGGUGUUCAUAGCCGGUCUCCGGGGGGGUCCGGCCAAAACCACCCACGCGGUCAAGGUGAACCUAACCAGAGCUGUCGAUGAAACCUAG
Molecule: messenger RNA, 1869 nt
Organism: Pipistrellus nathusii (Nathusius's pipistrelle)
Lineage: Eukaryota; Metazoa; Chordata; Mammalia; Chiroptera; Vespertilionidae
Source: the annotation of a GenBank genome assembly